AUGUUACUUUCAGCGACGGCUAAGUUUCUAAAGGCAAAGUUUUCGAAGGAACAUAGCGAGCUGGCGAGCGACGAAUCACAAGCGAAGCCAACGGAUGCGACCGGACAAUCGCAGACUUUCGUACAGACACUGAAUUCGAGUGAGGAUCUGUACGCCGAACUGCGGAAUUUAAAUUUCAAUGCCGUUGCCACCGUUCUUCGCGAGAAGGUUAAGAAUGUCUCUGAACAAAUUGAGGAGAAGAAUCGUGCAACGACCAUCAUGGAAUAUAAGGAAUUCGUUAAGAAGUUACCGGCUCUGCAAGUUUUGCGCAGCUCCGUGUCUGUGCAUACAACCGUCGCUGAAAUGGUCAAGGAAUUUACAAGAAGUAUUCAUUUUCUGGACACCCUGAAAUGCGAGCAAGGUACGCUUUGUGCAUGUCUGGUGUAA
This is a messenger RNA of Soboliphyme baturini, 426 nucleotides long. The record is from the annotation of a GenBank genome assembly. NCBI's taxonomy places the organism in Eukaryota, Metazoa, Nematoda, Enoplea, Dioctophymatida, Soboliphymatidae.